ACUAUGCAAACGACUUACAAGAAGCAGAAAAAUGCAGUUUUUGUAUGAAAGUUUUCUGGAAAAAGAGGAUCACGUCAGCUGUGAAGCUGAAGACAGUAAUCUGCCAGAGGCCGCGUUAGAAUGAUUUGUGCGACUAGUACUAGCGACACUUUUGGCCACAAUAAACACCUUCCCGGAACGGAUGUCUCAGGCAUGCUUCUCGGAGACUGCCUUGACAACAGCUGUAACGCGCUGUGUGGUUGCUGUGUGCUGGGAGUAACUUUCUCUGGGUGGCGGGGCGGGAUACUACCCCGGAUCCACGCUAUCAACGACGUUGUCCCACCUCAGCAGGAUGAGGAAGUCGAUGGCUUUGGCGAGCGAAGAGACAUCAACAUUCGUGAUGCAAGUGCGUACUUUUAUCCUUUUAGAGAUCUUCUACUUAGUGAUCAUGUGUCUGCAAGACCGGUCAAAACGCUAUGAAUGGUUCUGCUUUUGGGAAGAAAGUAAACAAACUUUUCGCCAUCGCCAUGAGGAGGCGACUCCAACUCUCUAUGCAUCACCACUGCGGUCGUUUCUAAAACAUCAUGAGAUAAAAUGACUAAUUAGCAUCGCGCUCAUCUCACCAGUAAGCAUAAGCAAUAAGCUUAGAUAUUAGAAGUCUACACGAGCUGCAGAAUCGAUUACAUUCAACCGCCGAUCGAGUUCGUACUUUCGAACUCAUCGCCAUAAUUUGGGCGUCUUUAAUGCAGUCGUUGUGGUAGUCGUUGUGGUACCGACCUAGUACAACGGCAGAUACGUGAGCAGUAAGGACUUUUUUCCGUUCCAUCUUUUUGCCCGCCCUCUGGCAGCGCCUUAUCGGUCCCUUCGCGACAGCUUUUGCAGAUGGACGGGUUUGUCGGAGGAUUUCUCUAGUACCGGAAGCGGGUUACUCGGCCCCGGCGAGGAGCAGCGAGCCGGUACUCCAGGACGUCGGCUGCAAAGUUCCCCUGUAUUUGACGCGGAGUUUGGCCGCAUUAUGGAGGAAAUUAUGGUCGAGGCACGCAAUGACAGAUCCCUAGCAAGAAGUUCUUGUGCCGGCGCUCUUACUACUCCUUCUAGAAGAAGACGCACUACAUCAGCUGCUUUGGCGGCGCAGUCGCGCACUUUGAGCCGAACGUUGGACUUGCGGCGCACGAGGCAGCUGCACCCCGAGAUGCGGCCCAUGACCAUGUUGAGUGUCGAUUCCACCUGGGAAGGUGGAGGAGAAGAUGAAGGAGAGUCCACUUCUACGCUAGAAGAUGGCGCCACCUCAUCAAAUCUUCACACCCUUCAGUCGGGAAUAAACACUGUAAUAUUGAGUCCCGCGAAACUCCUUGUAGCCGCCCUGGAAGGAAGCAGCAGCGUUGCUUGUGUUGAUCAUGUUAAAUGGGAAGCUGCUGGCGCUUCUGCAAGUAUUACAGGAGGACGACGUCGUUCUCCGUCUGGGAAACCAGUGGUCGCUGCAAAUACAAAUAGCACGUCAAGCGGGUCUACCUCUUCGCUUUUAUUUCGCCCCCGUGCAGCUGACGAGGAGCCGGCAGCCAGAAGAACUUCUGGCGAGGAACGUACUGUGGCGCAGAAAACAUCAAUGGAGCAGCAAACUCGCGAAAUCUGGGAAAACGGCCUGGAAAAAGUGAAAAGAGAAGUGGUGAGCCAGCUGGUGAAACUCGAGCUGCGAGAAAAUUAUGAGACGUUGAUGGGUCGUCGACGGCGUGAAGACGUGAUUUCUUCGGAUGAGGUGUUUCGUCCAGUAUAUUCGGAACGCGAUAUCGCUGCCUACAAGGCUGCGAAGACCCAACACACCCGAAGCCUGGAAAGAAUCUGGAAUGAUGCAAGAAUGCAAAAUUUCUUCCUGGAUUUGUGGACGGCGUACUGUUACGAUAAAAAGAUGAAAGCCGGACAGGUGCCGGUUUUUUGAAGCACGUAUUUGUUCAAAAUGAGAAAAUAGAGGGUAGACCCUUGCUACUAUCUUUAAAACAAAUACAGACCGCAGCCGUACUGCUCGCGCACUGUUAUUAUCUGCAUUUGGACCGAGCCUGCUAAGGCUUCUCAUUUACAACAGGUCUGCCUUUGAUUUGAUGAUGACGUAGGCGGAACUUACUACUUACUUUGUCCUGGCGACUCAUUGUUGAGGCGCUAUGUAGAAAAAUGUUGCAACUACGGCCUGGCUCCCGACGUGGCAACUUCUGAUAACAUAUAGGAAAAAUGGCUCUGCAUGUACGUACACGUAGUUUUUGUUCUCUCGUCCCUCCUCGAACAAUGUAGGAUUGAAUGAAUAAAUGUAAAAUCAACACUUGUUGCACG
Molecule: messenger RNA, 2301 nt
Organism: Amoebophrya sp. A120
Lineage: Eukaryota; Dinophyceae; Syndiniales; Amoebophryaceae
Source: the annotation of a GenBank genome assembly